Pyrus x bretschneideri (Chinese white pear) is the source of this 3048-nucleotide messenger RNA. RefSeq names its product protein kinase STUNTED-like. Gene Ontology annotation, molecular function: ATP binding; protein kinase activity. NCBI's taxonomy places the organism in Eukaryota, Viridiplantae, Streptophyta, Magnoliopsida, Rosales, Rosaceae. The transcript is spliced from 9 exons. Bases 292 to 2661 code for a protein of 789 amino acids. The record is from RefSeq and is a predicted model, not a curated record. Gene Ontology annotation, biological process: protein phosphorylation.
GAUCAGAGUGAGUUGAGUUAGCGGUAAAAGUAGGUCCGCCCCCUUCUCUUAACUUUGCUACGCUUUCCCUUUCUUCUGCUGCUCUGUGCCUGCUUCUGUUUUUGCUUUUGCGUCCCUGAAACUGAAAACCAACGCAAACCAACCAAACCCAUCUCUCUCUCCUCUCCCCGAGCCUUUAUAACCCUCCUGCCAUGAAUUCCCAGCACCGGCAACGGAACCACAGAGCUGCCGGAAACUGACCGAGAACCAAAACGACCCCGUUUGGACAAACGCACAUUGUACUGCUUGAAAAUGGUGCAAGAAGGCUGUGGCGGAGGACAUGCAGAGGUGGAGAGCUGCGGCGGCCGCUCGGUUGUGGUGGGGGUGAAGCUGGACUCGAAGAGCAGGGAGCUGCUGACGUGGGCUAUGGUUAAGGUGGCUCAGCCUGGUGACCGUGUGAUUGCCCUCCAUGUGCCCGGUAAAAAUGAAAUUGUUGAUCGAGAUGGGAAGUCGUCGCUUCUCUCCCUUGUCAAAGCGUUUGACUCUGUUCUUGCAGUCUAUGAUGGUUUCUGCAACUUGAAGCAGGUGGAUCUCAAGCUCAAAAUCUGCAGAGGAACAUCAAUCAAGAAAAUAUUAGUUCGGGAAGCGAAUUCGUAUACUGCAAGUAAGGUUAUAGUUGGAACUGCUCAGAACCACCAUAAAAUCCGGUCAUCGACUGCCGUGGCCAAAUACUGUGCCAAGAAACUGUCUAAGGAUUGUGGGGUUCUUGCUGUAAAUAAUGGGAAAGUUGUAUUUAACAGAGAAUGCUCUCAAGCAAAUUACGGUAACCCCCAAGGAAGCGAAGAGCAUCACCGGAACAGUUUGCUCAGCGCAUUUCACCGAUCAGUGCAUAAGUCUUCCAAAGUACUAAAUGAUGGCGGUGACAGUGUGACCUUAAAGGACACAUAUUGUCAGGUUAAUUGUCAAAAAUUGGAGCAGGGCUUAGCCAAAGUUUUCUUGGAAUGUUCUGAGUCUGUUGCAACACAGAAAUGCUCAGUCUGUUCAGGGCCCUCGGUGGAUAGUUCUGGUCAUCAAUCUGCAGAAGAGUUCUCUGAUGACGGUGAAGAUAAAUCUAUGGCUAUAGUGCCAGUACAAAAAGAAGAGGCACUAGCAGUGAGCUCAAUUUCUAUGUUGAUCAGAGAAUUGCCUGAAGUGAAACCUGGUUGGCCACUGCUUCGACGAGCCGUACUCCCAGAACGACAAAUUCCUGAGAGGUUUAUGGUCCGGACGAUCUCCGUGGUUCAGUGGGCAAUGCAGUUGCCCAUUAGACAGCAUUCAAUUGCCAGCAAUUUCGAUGAAAGGAAAAAUAGUUGUGAUUCAGAUCAACCUUCCUGUUUGAAUGGAGAAAGUGGGCCCAUUGUUGCAGUGGGUGGCAAGGCAAUGAUUGCCCCACCUUCACCGGACUACAAUUCGAAAGCCCUGCCUAAAGAAUUGGAGGGCCUGCAUGAAAAGUACUUGGCUACGUGCAGAUUAUUCACCUACCAGGAACUUCAGUCAGCUACAUCAUACUUCUUGGCCGACAACAUCAUCGGGAGAGGCGGUAGCAGUCAAGUUUAUAGAGGCUGCCUUCCCGACGGCAAGGAACUGGCAGUGAAAAUCUUAAAACCAUCUGAAGAUGUAUUGAAGGAGUUUGUUUUGGAGAUAGACAUCAUUACUACCUUAAACCACAAGAACAUUAUUUCCCUUUUGGGGUUCUGUUUUGAGGAUAAUAAUCUUCUCUUGGUUUACGAUUUCUUAUCAAGAGGAAGCCUUGAAGAGAAUCUCCAUGGAACCAAGAAAGAUCCACUUGCAUGUGGAUGGAAUGAGAGAUAUAAGGUGGCCGUGGGUGUAGCUGAGGCCUUGGACUAUCUGCACACUGGCAGUGCUCAAUCUGUAAUCCACAGGGAUGUCAAAUCAUCCAAUAUUCUACUGUCUGAUGAUUUUGAGCCGCAGGUACGUCUGAUCAGUUUCUUGCUUCUAAAGAUGCAUUUGUUUGUCAAAUUUUCAGUGUUCGUUAAUACUAUUUCGGCAAGGUUUCUUCAGCUCUCUGAUUUUGGACUGGCAAAAUGGGUGUCAACCUCCUCUUCGCAUAUAACGUGCAGCGAUGUUGCAGGCACCUUUGGCUACUUGGCUCCUGAAUACUUCAUGUAUGGCAAAGUAAACGACAAAAUUGACGUGUAUGCAUUUGGUGUUGUACUCCUCGAGCUUCUUUCAGGAAGAAGGCCUAUAAGCAGUGACCAUCCAAAAGGCCACGAAAGCCUAGUCAUGUGGGCCAAGCCAAUUCUAAAUGGUGGGCAGGUAUCCCAACUUUUAGAUCCGCAUUUGGGCAAUAACUACGACCAGGGCCCGAUAGAGAGAAUGGUUUUAGCGGCCACUCUUUGCAUCAGGCAUGCUCCACGAGCUAGGCCCCAAAUGAGCUUUAUUGUGAAGCUCCUUCAAGGCGACGCGGAUGUGACUAAGUGGGCAAGGCUGCAAGUUCAUGCUGUGGAGGAAUCUGAUGUGCUCGAAAAUGAAACAUGUCCACAUUCAAAUCUGCAGUCUCACCUUAACCUUGCACUGCUUGAUGUGGAGGAUGACUCACUCUCCAUGAGCAGCAUUGAGCAAACUGUCUCCUUAGAGGACUACCUGAAAGGGCGGUGGAGCCGCUCAUCGAGCUUCGACUAACGAAUUCACUAGCACAAUGCUAGUAAUUGCACUUCUCCAUUUGUGUGAUCCAUUUGUAUAUUAAUCCCUCACCAAGAAAAAAAAAAAAAAAGAAAAGUAAAAACAAUGGCUUUUACAUGUUGUUUGAGUGUUUGGGUUAGAGUUGUUAUAGAUGGGUUUAGGAUGAGAGGUUGUUUGUGUUUGUGCCCUCCUCCUUCCCUAAUGGUCAUAAAACUAGUCCUUAUUUGUUGGACUGGUUUUCCUUGUUGGUGUCUUUUCAGUUUACUUCUUGGUCUCAAUUAGACCAAGAGUUGGGAGACUCUUGUAAUGUUCAAAGAUGAAUGUUUUUUUUCCUCUGAGUGAGCAGAAAUCUAAAUAUACGGCUAAAGGAGAAAAAUUUACAUGAAA